AGUAUUUGUUUGUUCAUAUACCCUGAAGUCGCUCGUCUCUUUGUUUUGCGCGUCAAUUGAGUCGGUAGCAGCAACAAUGAAGUACGGUUCCAUCGUCGCGGUGCUCUCCCUGUGCAGCUUUGCAGCCGCUGAUGAGGCUCGCCACCCAGGGUACUGCGAUCUCAGUACAGCCACGUGCUGGCACCCGCAAACUCCGUUGACUGCCGAGGAGGUGGCUCGCUACGCUGACCGCGCGUGCCACAGCCUCCAUCCCGUAGGUGCACCAGACGACGUUGCCUCCAAUCACCAUCACCACCACCACCACUGAUGCCGUUGCGAGUGCUAACACGUGGUCUUCAGUGCCCCUGUGGUGGCGGCGGCUGCUACAAAAAAUCGGCAGACUGGGAAAACCAGGAACCAAUUAUCGUUUGCACUGACGACGCGAACCCGAUGGGCUGACAUUGGUUGAGAAGACAUUUGAUGGAAGCGGGAAUGUGAAGGGGUCCUGUCCUAUCAUCCAAGAGCAACAUGAAUUGAGAGGGUUUGACGUGGCGUCUUUUCUUCUUCAUUUUUUUCUUUGAGUUGGUGCUCGGACCGCUGCUUUGUAUUACAUGGCACUCAUUAGGCGCUAAGUUGGCAAUGCUAGUAGAGGAGUGUUAUACGAAUACCUACGAAGUAU
Purpureocillium takamizusanense is the source of this 658-nucleotide messenger RNA. RefSeq lists its product as uncharacterized. The coding region runs from base 77 to 307 and encodes 76 amino acids. The transcript has 2 exons. NCBI's taxonomy places the organism in Eukaryota, Fungi, Ascomycota, Sordariomycetes, Hypocreales, Ophiocordycipitaceae. The record is from RefSeq and is a predicted model, not a curated record.